Molecule: messenger RNA, 2000 nt
Organism: Prorocentrum cordatum
Lineage: Eukaryota; Dinophyceae; Prorocentrales; Prorocentraceae
Source: the annotation of a GenBank genome assembly
AGCCGUUCCGGCUAAAGUUUUAUCCGGUUGGUGAGCUUGAGCUGGCCGUUGGCGAACACUGGGGGCUGCGCGUGGAUGGAAUUUGGCCUCCUACCGCGCUUGCGCCACUCGCGUCCGCGCAUUGGCGCGCCCCUCCUCGUGAUGGCGGUGCUCGCGCCGGCCCUCCGUUGCCCGCCGCCGGCCGCCACGGCCGCCCUGCGUUGGGCCGUUCGCAGUGGAGCGGCGCCGCCGCCGAGCCCGUUCGAAAAAAUCCGGCGAUCGAGCGGGCAGGCCCGUUGCUCUGACGGGUGGGGAGCGCCCGACGCGGGGCGCGCAGGCGCAGCGCUUGAUGCAGCCUUGGAGGCUUCUGGCAGGUACGAGGCACUCCCAAGCGAGUUCGAGCCCUUGGGCCCCAGAGGCUGCGCAUUGCUCGAGCACGAGUUGUCGCUGGAGCUCUUGGUCGGCUACGAGGCGAUGUUGGCUAGGGCCCGGAGGGAGCUGGAGGUGUGCCACCCUGGGGACCACGUUCUCUUCAGCGUGUUCGUGUUCGAGCCUGGGGAUACAAGUGAGAAGCUGAUCGCAGAGCUUGCGGCUGCCGCGAGGCGCGGUGUCAGGAUCACGCUUCGCACCGACACUAGCGCAUUCAGUUGGUUCACCCGGUUCUGCGAGGGAACUACGACCUUGAUAGACAGGCUCCAGGAUUUGAGCCAGUCCAUGCCAGAACACGUCGCGUUCGAGCCUCCGGACUUCCCGACGCACGUGAAGUUGUUGCUUUUCCGCAGAAGGGGCCAGGCUGACGUGGCGAUAUUCGGCGGCAUCAACGUAGGCGAUCGGUUCCGCAGCUGGAGGGAUUUUUCGGUCGUGGUGUCUGGAGACCGGGGCGUCGACGCCCUGCUAGAGUCGCUCGACUGGCCCCGCCCACAGCGGGGGCCGGGGGAGGCCCUGGGUCUUCGGCGGCUUCAGUUCGUCACCAACAAGCCCGAUGCCUGGGACUGGCCUGCGUGGCUUCUCCGCCGCCCGUUCGCGGGAGUCUUCGACCUCGGGGCACGCAUGGAGCGGUUCUUCGCGGAUGAAGGUUUGGUCAGGUACCGCGUCGUGGCGUCGUACAUCGACGAUUCGGGGCUCGAGUUGUUGGCAUGCGCGUUGUCUCGGGGCGCAAGCGUGCAGCUGGUACUGCCACGCAUGCCGAACGUGUACAAGGAUCGUCGCUCAUGAGCAGGGCUCGCCUGGCCCGCUUCUCCAGCAAUCAACCUCCCUCCCCAAGUCUGGUUUCCCCCUCCCCCUCCCUCUAGGCGGCUCCCGUGGAUGGGGUAAGUGUGUCCGGUUGUUCGUUCGCUUGCUUCUUGUUCCCUCGAGAGGACUGCAACGCGCGCACGCUUGGCUUGCUCGUGAGUCGUUGGAAGGGUUGCGGCUUGCUGACUCUCAAAUUGCACGAGGAGAUGGUGCAUGCCAAGGCGGCCGUGGCAGAGGGAGGGGGAGGCCCGAGAAACCGCGCAGGCUACAUUGGCUCCUGCAACCUCAAGAGGCGCAGCUUCUCCCAGUUCGAGGAGCUCAACGCGUUCACUGAGGACCAGGUCUUUUGUGGCUCUCUCUGGCAUGAACUGGGCGUGCUGCUGGAGGAGGCCGAGGAGGUGUUUUCGCACCGAGAACUGCCUUUCUCGCCCGUGACCGCAGUCUUGGAGGAUUAUUUCGGAUGACCCCGCAGUUGGUUAAAAGGGGACAGGAGACAGCCACUGACACUGCGAAAGAUGAUGUGAAGAUAUCGCUUGUUCGGAAGAGGUCUUGACAUCAUUUCGACUUGGUUGGCUUGUCGCGUUCCAUUCGAGCGUGAAGGCUGCACACCUUUGGCAUGUCUUGAACCAGUGGCGGACGCGGGCGAGCUAACGGCUGACCUGGGGCACUGCGAUUCUAAGCCUUGGUUAUAUCGGCCGUGCCGCGUUUAUUCCCAAUAUGCCUCGCUCUCUGGAUAUGUGAUUCUUGGUUGGAACAGCGCGCGCCACGACGAUACUCUUGCGGCCCAA